GCAAGAUGUUUAUAACAUUAUAUUAGAUAUAUUAAUCAACUGAAAUAUUUUAAUUUGUUUCAGAACAUUGGUAUUUCUACUUCUACUAUUGUUUUUUUUAUGGUCAACACAGAGCUACAUGUACAGUUAAAGCUGGAGAGCUAAGCUAAGCUAGCUAACUUGCUAUGUCACAAACGGAGUUAUGGGCUGUAUUUCGUCAUUUUAAUAUUUAUCAAGUCGCCAAAACAAAACAAUGCUUCGCCGAAAACCAACUCGUCUGGAGCUGAAGCUGGAUGAUACCGAGGAAUUUGAGAGUGUGAAGAAAGAGCUGGAGAGCAGAAAGAAACAACGAGAUGAAGUGGACGUGGUUGGAGUUACACCGAGUGAGAUGAGCAGCUCUGUCGGAGGUUCUGAUGGGAAAACCAGAGAGCAAACCAUACACGAGCGAAUCGGGUACAAACCUCACCCAAAGUCAAACACACUUCCAUCUUUCUUUGGGAACCUCCAGUUUUGAGCAAUUAAUGACCCCAGUAAAAUGACAGUGACCUUCAACACUGAAAGUUUUGCACUGAUGUCAUUUUGACUGGGAACUGUUUUUAGCGUUCAUCCAAACCGAAGAGGAUGGAACCCAGAGACACUCCACGCUGAAGUUUUCACAUGGAAAACUGUUCUUAAUAUGUGUUUUGUAAUCAGAGCUAUAAUUAUUAUAAAUAAAAGGAAUGUACAUACA
This is a messenger RNA of Neoarius graeffei (lesser salmon catfish), 709 nucleotides long. It is a transcript of the gene cdc26, whose product is annotated as cell division cycle 26 homolog. Bases 233 to 493 code for a protein of 86 amino acids. Gene Ontology annotation, cellular component: anaphase-promoting complex. Gene Ontology annotation, biological process: anaphase-promoting complex-dependent catabolic process; protein K11-linked ubiquitination; regulation of mitotic cell cycle. The record is from RefSeq and is a predicted model, not a curated record. NCBI's taxonomy places the organism in Eukaryota, Metazoa, Chordata, Actinopteri, Siluriformes, Ariidae. The transcript has 3 exons.